AGUGCUUGCUGAGGGUGGCGCAGGCGCAGUGAGGACAACGGGCGCGAUGUGGGGUGUAGGAGGCGCACAUGCGCACUUGUGUCGCUGCUGCUGAGUCGCUGCAUGAGUGCCAGGGAGAGGACGCAGCAGCAGCAGCAGCAGCAGCUCCGGGAGAGCGAGAGAGAUCACCGGAGACAGAGAACAUCUGCUGCCAACAUACCAGCUCCCAUAAGAGACUGAUGCUACCUUGUGAUCACCGCCAGUUCUUAUCUUGAGCUCCACAGAGUAUCCUGAAGACAUUGCCUUUGUAAAUUGUCCAGAACCCAAGGCGAGGAUUAAACCCGAGGCAGCAGAAUUUACUCUGGCACCAUGUCAGGGAGUUACACACCGUCCCCCGGUGGUUCCUUCUCAGCCCUCACACCAAGCAUGUGGCCACAGGACAUACUCGCAAAGUAUACACAGAAGGAGCAAUCUGUAGAGCAGCCAGAGUUUCGCUAUGAUGAAUUUGGUUUCCGAGUAGAUAAGGAAGAUGGGGCAGAACCAAAUUCCAGCAAGCUCUUGGGUAUCCCUUUGACAGAAGACCCCCAGCAGAGACUAAAGUGGCAGGCCCACCUGGAAUUCACUCACAACCAUGAUGUAGGAGACCUGACAUGGGAUAAGAUUGAUGUAACCCUCCCUCAUUCUGACAAGUUGCGCUCCCUCGUUCUUGCUGGGAUUCCACACAGUAUGAGACCACAGCUCUGGAUGAGACUCUCAGGUGCCUUGCAGAAGAAAAGGAAUUCAGAGAUGACAUACAAAGAUAUUGUGCGGAAUAGCUCCAAUGACGAGACUCUAGCUGCUAAACAGAUUGAGAAGGACUUACUCCGCACAAUGCCCAGCAAUGCUUGUUUCUCUAACAUGCAAAGCGUGGGUGUCCCUCGCCUCAGACGAGUGCUGCGUGGGCUGUCAUGGCUGUACCCCGAUAUUGGCUACUGCCAAGGCACUGGCAUGGUGGCCGCGUGCUUACUGCUCUUCCUAGAGGAAGAAGAUGCCUUCUGGAUGUUGUGUGCCCUUGUAGAGGACCUAGUGCCAGCCUCUUAUUUCAACACCACUCUGGUAGGUGUUCAGACAGAUCAGCGAGUGCUGAGACAUCUCAUUGUGCAGUACCUCCCACCGCUGGAUAAGCUGCUGCAGGAACAUGAUAUUGAGCUGUCUCUUAUUACUUUACACUGGUUCCUCACUGCAUUUGCGAGUGUAGUGCACAUUAAACUGCUGCUACGGAUAUGGGAUAUGUUCUUCUACCAGGGCUCCAUGGUCUUGUUUCAGACCACCUUGGGCAUGCUAAAAAUUAAGGAGGAAGAGCUCAUCCAGUCCGAAAACUCUGCUUCCAUCUUUAACACUUUGUCAGACAUUCCGUCCCAAAUAGAAGACGCAGACAUGCUGCUGCGGGAAGCCAUGAUGAUUGCAGGAACCCUCACUGAGGUUAUGAUAGAGGCUCAGCGACGCAAACACCUGGCUUAUCUCAUUGCAGACCAGGGCCAGCUGCUCAACUCCACGGCUGCUGUCACUAACCUAUCCAAGAUCAUGCGAAGGCAGAAUCAGCGCAGGAAGUCUGGGAUCACGACACUUCUCUUUGGCGAUGAUGACUUUGAGGCCCUAAAAGCCAAGAACAUCAAGCAGACAGCACUGGUAGCAGAUCUGCGGGAGGCCAUUCUGCAAGUUGCGCGACAUUUCCAAUGCACAGAACCCAAAAACUGCAACAUUGACCUGACUCCUGAUUACACCAUGGAGAGCCAUCAGAGAGACCAUGAGAAUUAUGUGUCUUGUUCACGAAGCAGACGCCGCAGGGCAAAGGCUCUCCUAGACUUUGAGCGUCAUGAUGACGAUGAGCUUGGCUUUCGCAAGAAUGACAUCAUCACGAUAAUUUCUCAGAAGGAUGAGCACUGUUGGGUUGGAGAAUUAAAUGGGCUAAGAGGCUGGUUUCCUGCAAAGUUUGUGGAGAUUCUUGAUGAAAGAAGUAAAGAGUAUUCGGUUGCUGGGGAUGACACUGUGACAGAAGGAAUCACAGACUUGGUUCGGGGAACAUUAUGUCCUAGCAUUAAAGCUAUAUUUGAACAUGGGCUGAAGAAGCCAUCUCUGUUGGGAGGACCAUGCCAUCCUUGGCUCUUUAUCGAGGAGGCUGCCAGUCGGGAAGUAGAGAGAGACUUUGACUCUGUGUAUUCUCGCCUUGUCCUGUGCAAGACCUACAGGUUAGAUGAGGAUGGCAAAGUGUUAACUCCAGAGGAGCUGCUAUAUCGGGGGGUGCAGUCUGUGAAUGUUAGUCACGACGCAGCUCACGCACAGAUGGACGUCAAACUCCGCUCACUCAUUUGUAUAGGACUUAAUGAGCAGGUCAUCCAUUUGUGGCUAGAAGUGCUCUGCUCCAGUUUACAGACCGUGGAGAAAUGGUAUCAGCCGUGGUCUUUCCUGAGGAGUCCGGGCUGGGUCCAGAUCAAGUGUGAACUGAGGGUUCUUUCCAAAUUUGCCUUCAGUUUGUCGCCAGACUGGGAAUUACCUGUGAAAAGAGAGGAAAAGGAGAAGAAACCACUGAAGGAAGGGGUGCAGGAUAUGUUAGUUAAACAUCAUCUCUUCAGCUGGGAUAUUGAUGGUUGAUGGCGGCUAUCUUAUUGACCCAUACAAGAUUUAAAACUGACCCUAUGGAGUCAGACAGAACCUCACUCCAGCAAUGCACUUUUGUAUUACUGUUCUACUGCCAAGGACUCUCUCCAAAAAAAAUCUUUUGUCGAUGUAUUAUGCUCUGGAUUAACGCUCCAACUUGAAUGUAGGAUUUUGGGACAGAUGGGACAAGGGAUAAGUCACAAAUGCUAAGAAGAGAAUGUCACAUUUCAUGGUUAUUCCGCACUUGAGUUAUUUCAUUCUGUCUCAUCAGAUUGAAUUUGUCUGGCUUACAGGAAUAGCCUUAAGGUCAUAAGAGUCCUAUAGCUGUGUGUAUAUAAAAUAUAUAUAUAUAAUAAAUGUGUGUAUAUUUUGAGACAGA
Pseudophryne corroboree (corroboree frog) is the source of this 2995-nucleotide messenger RNA. RefSeq names its product small G protein signaling modulator 3 (gene SGSM3). The transcript is spliced from 22 exons. The record is from RefSeq and is a predicted model, not a curated record. Gene Ontology annotation, molecular function: protein binding. Lineage: Eukaryota; Metazoa; Chordata; Amphibia; Anura; Myobatrachidae. The coding region runs from base 349 to 2610 and encodes 753 amino acids.